AUUUUUGAAAAGCUUAAUAAAUGUAUUAUUAAUUCUGUACUGCUCUAUAGUUUACCAGGUAGCUUCUCACAUGAUAUUGCUCCCUUUAGAAAUACCAUUGCUUAUCUUAGCCUCUUCAUCAAAGACCUCAAGAAAUAGCAAGAGACAAAACAGUUUGGGUACUUGUUAGCAAUGGUAAGGCAUUGGCUAAGGAGCCAGAUGUGAAGUUUAGUAGACUUUUUAAUCAGUUUACUUUUUUAGUAGUAGCUAGUUAAUGGUUUCAGUUUAAGAACACAUGUUAAAAUAUUUAUUAAUCCACUUGAACUUCUUUAUGGCCUGUUGCUUCCUUCAGGGGCUACACAAGUAAUAAAUUUAAUCAUGUGUCUUUACUCUGAGAGGCACAAAAUAGCUUUACCCUAGUGGCCUUGUUAUUAGAUGUUUCUGUAUUCAUAGAUCUUUGCUGUGUCUAUAUCUUGCACACUGAUAUCUCUUGUUAUGAAAAAGCUAUUCUGAUACUCAUGUUAAUAUGUCAAUCAUCUUUCUUGCUUUUCUACAAUAUGUGUCUGUGUAUAGAGUUUGUGUAUAUAUGUGAAUGCUUGUUAAGUCAAGAAUAUCACAGAAUGUUUUCCAGUUUUUGGUUCAACAUAUUACAUUCCAUAUCAACUCAAAAGUUAAAAAAGCAAUAAAUUCUUUUAGAAUGGUGAAUCAAUACUGACCACGAAUGAUUACAAACUUCUGUAUAUCAGAAUCCUUUCAAUUUAACAUAAUUUAGGCAGUUAACUUCCUUGUAGGUGGAAUAAAAAAUUUGCCUGAAAAUUUAGCUUAACUCAGUAAGGCCAGAUAACUGAAAUCGGACUUUUCUCACCAUAAUCGUCUUUUCUCCUCAUUUCCACCCUCCUCCCCUUGCCCCUGCCAGUUCUAAAGUGAUUGUAGGUAAAUAUGGAAAACUGAGAACAACUGGCUGGGCUUGAAGUCAUCCUGACUUCAAAUUACAUAAAGAUAAAUCCAGAACUCAUUUAUGUUGCAAUCUGUUGUUUCAGGUAUUUAAACUAGCCAAAGACAAUUUCAGACCUAUAUAAUGUAACAGAAAAGGUCAGAAAACAUUAGGCAAUAAAGUGUGGAGCAUAUUAAGCAAGAUGAACAUCUCGGGAAGCGGCUGUGGAAGUCCUGGUUCUGCAGAUGUAUCUAAUGACUUUAAGGAUCUUUGGACAAAACUAAAGGAGUGUCAUGAUAAAGAAGUACAAGGUUUGCAAGUAAAAGUAACCAAACUGAAAAAGGAACGAAUUUUAGAUGCACAGAGACUAGAAGAAUUCUUCACCAAAAAUCAACAGCUGAGAGAGCAGCAGAAAGUGCUUCAUGAAACCAUUAAAGUUUUAGAAGAUCGACUAAGAGCAGGAUUAUGUGAUCGCUGUGCAGUAACUGAAGAACAUAUGCGGAAGAAACAGCAAGAGUUUGAAAACAUCCGGCAGCAGAAUCUUAAACUUAUCACAGAGCUUAUGAAUGAAAAGAAUACUCUACAGGAAGAAAAUAAAAAGCUUUCUGAACAGCUGCAGCAGAAAAUUGUGAAUAAUCAACAUCAAGCAACUGACCUUGAAUCUGAGGAAGAUGUUAUUCCAGAUUCGCCAAUAACAGCCUUUUCAUUUUCUGGUGCUAACCGGCUACGAAGAAAGGAGAACCUCCACGUCCGAUACGUAGAACAAACACAUACUCAACUGGAGCACUCUGGGUGUGCAAAUGAAUUGAGAAAAGUUCCAAAGUCUUCAACUCAUCCACAACAUAAACCUAAUGAAACUGAAAUUCUAGUGGCUGACACUUGUGAUCAGAGUCAAGCUCCAGUGGCUAAAACACAUGGAACAAGCAGUUACCCUACUGACAAUUUAGCUACAGUUGUUGCUGAAACACUUGGUCUUAGCCUUCAAGAAGAAUCUGAAUCUCGAGGCCCCAGGAGCCCUCUUGAUGAUGAACUCUACCACUGUCUGGAAGGAGAUAACAAGAAACCACCUUUUGAGGAAUCUAGAGGAAAUAGUGAAGAUAGUUUAAGAUUUUCAGAUUCUAAUUCAAAGACUCCUCCUCAAGAAGAACUGACUACUCGGGUAUCAUCUCCUGUAUUUGGAGCUACCUCUAACGUGAAAAGUAGUUUAGGUUUGAAUACAAGUUUGUCCCCUUCUCUUUUAGAGACUGGGAAAAAGACCCAUCUGAAAAUAGUGCCUUUCAGCAGCACUUCUCAUUCUAGAUCAGAGAAACUUAGAUCAAAAUCUGAAGACAGUGCCUCUUUCACACAUCAUAAUCUUGGGUCUGAAGUGAACAAGAUCACCAACCAGUCAUCUUCUAAUAAGCAGAUGCUUAUAAAUAAAAAUAUAAGUGAACCCACAAUGGGACAGGAUAGUAUUGAUCCCAUUAAAGAUACUGUUACUGAUAAACAUGUGGUACCCUUGAAAUCAUUGGUAGGCAGAACCAAAAGGAAGAAAAUCGAGGAAGAAAGUGAAGAUGAAGUAUGCUGCCCCCAGGCCUCUUUUGAUAAAGAAAAUGCUUUUCCUUUUCCACUGGAUAGUCAUACUAACAUGAAUGGAGACUAUGUGAUGGAUAAACCUCUGGAUCUGUCUGAUCGAUUUUCAGCUGUUCAGCGUCAAGAGAAAAGCCAAGGAAGUGAGACCUCUAAAAUCAGAUUUAGGCAAGUGACUCUCUAUGAGGCUUUGAAGCCUGUUCCAAAGGGCUCUUCCUCAAGCCGUAAGGCCUUGAGUGGAAGCUGUGGGUUAACCAAAGAUUCCCCAGAAGAGCCCUGUUUACAGGAGUCCCUCCUCCAGUCUUUGAAUAAAUCUCCGGAUAAUAAAACACUGUUACAAAUAAAGGAAGAAAAUCCUAUCUUUAAAAUCCCUCUACGUCCACAUGAAGGUUUGGAGACAGAGAAUCUUUUUGAUGACAUGAAGGGUGCUGGUUCUCAUGAGCCAAUAAGAAUCAAAACCAGGCCAGUCCAUGGAGCAUGUGAACUUGCAUCAGUUCUUCAGUUAAAUCCAUGUAGAAUUGCUAAAACAAAGUCUCUGCCAAACAACCAAGAUGUAUCCUUUGAAAAUAUCCAGUGGAGUAUAGAUCCUGGAGCAGACCUUUCUCAGUAUAAAAUGGAUAUUACUGUGAUAGAUACAAAGGAUGGCAGUCAGUCAAGAUCAGCAGAAGAGACAGUGGACAUGGACUGUACAUUGGUUAGUGAAACUGCGCUUUUAAAAAUGAAGAAGCAAGAGCAGAAGGGACAAAAAAGUCCAAACGGAGAAAGAAAAAUGAACGAUAGUUUGGAAGAUUUGUUUGAUCGGACUACACAUGAAGAAUAUGAAUCCUGUUUGGCAGAUAGCUUCCCUCAAGUAGCAGAUGAAGAGAAGGAAUUGUCAGCUUCUACAAAGAAGCCAAACACUCAUGGUGAUAAACAAGAUAAAGUCAAACAGAAAGCAUUUGUGGAGCCAUAUUUUAAUGAUGAAAGUAUUAUGCAGAUUUUCCAGCAGAAGAAAGAGAAAAGAAGUUGGCUUCCUGCUCUAGACACCGAUUCCGCUACAUUCCACCCAACACACCAGAGAACUUCUGGGAAGUUGGUUUUCCUUCCACUCAGACUUGUAUGGAAAGAGGUUACAUUAAGGAAGAUCUUGAUCCUUGUCCUCGUCCAAAAAGACGGCAGCCUUACAAUGCAAUAUUUUCUCCGAAAGGCAAGGAGCAGAAGACAUAGAUGUUGAAGCAAAAACAGAAGAGGGCAGUCUUUUUCUUUAGUUAUUUAUAGUUAAAGUCGGUAUUAAACACUGAUUUUUUGAUCUUCUAUAAACUGAUUUAUAAAUCAUUUUUCUAUUGAAAAUGUUUUUAAAUGGCAUUUACCUACUACGCAGACAACUAUUUAAAAUGUGGAUAAGUUUAUGUUGUAUUUUCUUGCUCUGCACCUUUAAAAUAAGGUGCUUUCAUUUUGCACUCUUAAGUUAAGAGCUGUUUAUUUACUUUUAAUACCCAAUUACAAUUUUGAAAAUA
Molecule: messenger RNA, 3978 nt
Organism: Camelus dromedarius (Arabian camel)
Lineage: Eukaryota; Metazoa; Chordata; Mammalia; Artiodactyla; Camelidae
Gene: RBBP8
Product: RB binding protein 8, endonuclease
Exons: 17
Coding region: 1116-3695 (859 amino acids)
Biological process (GO): DNA double-strand break processing involved in repair via single-strand annealing; DNA repair
Molecular function (GO): damaged DNA binding
Source: RefSeq, a predicted model, not a curated record